Messenger RNA from Hyposmocoma kahamanoa, 1834 nucleotides. Its product is annotated as protein brown-like. Gene Ontology annotation, cellular component: membrane. The record is from RefSeq and is a predicted model, not a curated record. NCBI's taxonomy places the organism in Eukaryota, Metazoa, Arthropoda, Insecta, Lepidoptera, Cosmopterigidae. The coding region runs from base 1 to 1746 and encodes 581 amino acids. Gene Ontology annotation, molecular function: ABC-type transporter activity; ATP hydrolysis activity; ATP binding. The transcript is spliced from 12 exons.
AUGGAGAUGAGUGAGAUAAAGGGAAUCAAUGAUCACAAAGAGAACAAUAUAAUUGAAAUUAGGAAUCUCAAAGUGUGGACAGCAGAGGAAAAAUCGUGGUGGACACGAAAGAUUAGAUGUAUAAAAAAAGAUGAAUUCAUAGCUGUCCUUGGACCAAGCGGUGCUGGCAAGACGACCUUUCUUACAGCGUUAGCCGGGAAAUGCGCAUUACCGUCCACAGGGGUUGUUACAUUAAGAGGCAGAAAUAUCAAAGAAAUAAAAGGGAUUGCCGAAAUGGUUCCUCAAGCAGAAGCGUUUAUAAGCAAAUUGACUGUUAUGGAACAUUUGGUUUUCAUGACAGAAAUGAAAGUGGGUAGCAGCAUGAAAGCACUAAACAAUGUAAUACUAAACUCACUAAUUAAAGAUUUAAAAUUAAAUACUUUAGUGAACACAACCAUUGCCGGUUUGUCUGGAGGUGAGAAACGGUUACUAUCUUUGGCUGGGUCGCUGCUAUCAAGUCCACAAAUCCUUAUCUGCGAUGAGCCAACGACAGGACUAGACAGUUACAAUGCUUCUCUAGUAAUACAAGUCUUAAAGAAAAUAUCUGGAAAGAUCGUCAUUUGUUCUAUACAUCAACCUUCGUCGGAUCUAUUUAAUGAAUUCUGUUCCAUAAUGCUUAUGGCUGAAGGAAGAUUGUUAUUUCAUGGAAGUCAGAAAGAAUGUUCGGAGUUGUUUAAAAGCUUGAAUCUCCACUGCCCGAAAAGUUACAAUCCAGCAGAAUUUUACAUAAAAACCAUAAUGUCUAAUCCUACUAUGCAAAUUCAAGCGUAUAAGGUUUCUAAAAUUCGAGACCAGUCCAUCGACGAUGAAACUAUCUCCGAAGCGAUUAAUGUGCAAGCAGAAAGUAACAUUACCCAGAGAAAUUGGUUUGUCCAAGUGUACCUCUUACUCUGGAGAUCAUCGUUGGUAACAUCGAGAGAUAUUAGGAGUCAUAUUGUUCAACUAAUUGUUUGUGUGGCAAUCUCGUCAAUAAUAAUAGGAACAUGUUACGUAGGAAUAACAGGGACAACUCAACGUGGGAUCCAAGACCUUAGAGGUCUCAUCUGGCUCAUUUGUAGCGAAGUUUGCUUCAAUCUCUCCUAUAAUGCCUUGUAUAUUUUUGAGAGUGAUCUCACGCUGUUUCGGAGGGAGGUUGGCAUUUAUCGAACUUCAGCGUAUUUUGUUGCUCGGUUCUUGGGUAUGAUACCGCGAUGCGUAAUAUGGCCGGUGACUUUCGUGGCCAUAGCGACGAUAGCGGUGGAGUUGCCCAAUCACAUUAUCACAGCGAUGGAAUUUGUAGUUGCCUUAAUAGUUGCUGCUAUUGCUGCCUCUGGUUAUGGUCUUGGUAUGGGAGCUCUUUUUGUAUCGUCAGGAGUAAUUAGUGACGUCAUGCCAAGCGCUGAUCUCCCACUCUUCCUCAUGUCCGGAGCCUUCUUGAGGAUAUCUUCUCUCCCUUUUUGGCUUUACCCUUUGAAAUAUGUUUCGCAUUUCUACUACGGGAUGGACGCGUUGAGCAAUAUUUAUUGGAGGCAGAUUGAUCAUAUUGAUUGCCCCUCAAACUCAACUACGAAGUGCAUAACUGAUGGCGUAUCAGUGUUAAUUGAGAAUGGCUACUCCGACAACUAUGUCCUCCAAGAUUCGUUAGGACUUCUGUUUGUGACUUUACUUUGGAGCCUUAUUGCUUAUUACGGACUAAAGAGAGAAGAAAAAAUCGGAUAUGCUUAUUAAUUUGAUUUAUUUUUAUUUAAUAUUUAGGUAAAUAAAUAGAGUAAGGAACAUUUAAAAUUUUUGUAUCAGUCAUUGGUACCUAGUCAAA